Fusarium verticillioides 7600 is the source of this 939-nucleotide messenger RNA. RefSeq lists its product as hypothetical. The record is from RefSeq and is a predicted model, not a curated record. The transcript has 2 exons. Bases 329 to 670 code for a protein of 113 amino acids. Lineage: Eukaryota; Fungi; Ascomycota; Sordariomycetes; Hypocreales; Nectriaceae.
UUUUAGCCAUUUCCCUCUUUCAGGGUCCAAGUUAGAGGUGGUUGAUAGUGGUAUCAAACCCUUUGGAUCUGCAGACAACGAGAUCCGAUGACCAGGUUUCCCUACGUAUUUCAUCAAUGAUCGUAAUAGGUGAUGCAAUAAUUCUUGGCCAAGCAUGGUUAUGUUGGGCAACCAUCCAAAUGUGUAUAUAAUAUCCAGUGGCAGCCAUUUCUCAAUAUAGAUAUCAGAAUCAGACUCAGAAUCAUCAAUACACAAAAGCACAAACACUAGCACAAGCACACUCUACUUGACCUCUACAUCCAAUCCACUAUACAAUAAACCAUUCAUCAUGCCUCUCACACGAACUCACCGUCACACCGCCCCCCGCCGCUCCAUCUUCAGCACCCGCCGCCGUGCUCCAGCCCAUUCUCAUCGCCAUACAACCACCACCACAACAACAACAAAGCCCCGCCGCCGCGGAAUGUUCGGCGGUGGUGCUGGCCGACGAACUCAUGCUACAACCACUGCUCCCGUUCAUCACCACCAGCGUCGACCUUCCAUGAAGGAUAAGGUCAGCGGUGCCCUACUCAAGCUCAAGGGUAGUUUGACUCGCCGAUCUGGUGUCAAGGCUGCUGGUACUCGACGCAUGCGCGGUACUGAUGGUCGUGGUGCGCGUCACCACCGCUAUUAAACAUCCUAAGUAACUUGCUAGUUACCUACCUUAUGCCAAGCGGUCAUCAAGCAGACCGAGCAUACAGGAAAUCCUGCAAGUCGAACGGAGUAUGGAAUCACGGAUAUUGAACUUAUACACAACAUGUACGAUUAUGAUAGCGUUGAUACCCUCUACUGGGAGUUGAGGAUAAUAGUAUUAUUUGUUACACGGCUAUACAUAGACAAGCAUAAAUUUGCACUGCCACUACCAGAGACCUUAUCCAUCACAAUCUCGCAGCUCGUCCUAAC